This is a messenger RNA of Colletotrichum acutatum, 1054 nucleotides long. RefSeq lists its product as uncharacterized. The transcript has 2 exons. The coding region runs from base 176 to 910 and encodes 244 amino acids. NCBI's taxonomy places the organism in Eukaryota, Fungi, Ascomycota, Sordariomycetes, Glomerellales, Glomerellaceae. The record is from RefSeq and is a predicted model, not a curated record.
UUGACGUUCGGUACGAGAUGCAAAUCAGAGUGUCGGGACGCGAGCCAAUACCAUAGGUUUAGCGUCAGAGACACAGCGAACUUCAAGAUGACAAUCUAAACUGUGAGCCACAGCUCAAUGCCCUUACUUAGGGGACCACAAUCGUGUCCCCCGAGCGCAUUUCCAUCGUCCGGGAAUGUAUGGUUCAAAACCGGUUCAGAAAAGAGGACCGGACGGAGCAACGCAAGAUGAGGGCAUUGCGCCGGCUCCGAUGCCCUCCGGCGCGGACUGGGUUACGGCUAGCCAAGCAUCUCGGCCCACAUUGUGCAAAUCAAACAAAUCAUCCUGUCGUCAACUCGCAAGCUGCUUCUCCUCAGAGAUAGGGUCAAACACAUCCACGCACAGGCGAGCUGACCAUAGUCAGCAAACCUGUCGCCUUCGGCUUCGGAAGGAGCGCACGUCGCCUCGAUUCCCGCUCGCUGUUGUGGAAGAGGACCCCGCGAUGGGUCCUUUUCCCAUUCUCAGGAGACCGUGGAGCAUCUCUCCACACCCCAGAGCGGCCCCGAAACUAGACAAUCUGCGUCGGGUCGCUUUCCGGACGGUUUCGUUGGUGCUCGCUACCCUUCAUCGCGAUGGACUUCUGCCCCAAAUUUGGGUCGAGUGGGGAGCUUGCGCUGUGGCUGCCUCAACUCGGGCAGGCGUGACCCUGAUGAAAUCUGUCAGUAGAUUAGCUGCGUACGCAGAAGACUGCCUCGGCAUGCCUGCUCGCGCAGAAACGCCGCCCAGGCAAAGCUGCUUGCGCAGGAUUCCGCUCAAGCAGAGCCGCCCACGUGAAAACGAGCUCAAGCAAAGCCGCACACGCGGGAGUCUGCUUGAGCAGGUUCCCUACGAGAGUGGCCUGACCUGUAUGGAAACUAGAAGCGUUCAUUGAUCUUCCUAUUAGCUGAUUAUGACUGCGUUAGCUCGUGAGUUGUAAGGGAGGACUCGGUAAUCAGGCUCGAGGAACGUAAGCUUAGGCGCUGAUUCGUGCGUUGUGAGAUGCUUUGCCGUUCGUCUGAACGCAUUGCUCGAUCCC